AUGAACCACGAGGGCGACCACCUCGCGGUGGAAAGGGCACCCUCCAAGCGACAGGAACGACGGUCGCAGGAGGUUUGGGCGGACAACCUGGCAGAAGAAAUGGCUAGGAUGGUUGAUGUUGCCGAGAACUUUCUGUACGUGGCAUUGGACACGCAGUUUGGGGGCCUUGUUCUACAGCCAAAAGGGCCGUUCACCUCCUUGUCGGAGUACCACUGGCAAACUUUGAAGGCCAAUGUGGACCUGACAAAGGCAGCUUGUUUGUUUGCUGUGAAUUGGCGCAGACUGGCUGUUGAUAUAUGGUGUAUGAAAAUGUAUUCAUGUCACUGUAUAUGCAUGGGUGCUCGAUGA
Durusdinium trenchii is the source of this 348-nucleotide messenger RNA. The record is from the annotation of a GenBank genome assembly. Lineage: Eukaryota; Dinophyceae; Suessiales; Symbiodiniaceae.